AUGCAGGUGAAACACACCCAAAAGACCUAGUCAGUCACAAUGUUGACGUUCUUGCUUCUUGUAUGUGUGGCCCUAGCAUCUGCUCACCAUUCCGGUGAGCACUUUGAAGGUGAGAAGGUGUUCCGUGUCAAUGUUGAAGAUGAAAAUCAAGUCAGCUUACUCCACGAGUUGGCCGGCACCACCGAGAUUGACUUCUGGAAACCAGACUCUGUCGCACAAAUCAAACCUCAAAGUACAGUUGACUUCCGUGUUAAAGCAGAAGAUGUUUUCACUGUGGAAGAUUUUCUGGAGCAAAAUAAACUACAAUAUGAGGUAUUGAUAAACAACCUGAGAUUGGCGUUCGAAGGCCAGUUUGACAGCCACGUCCGUGCAACUGGACACAGUUAUGAGACGUACAACAAAUGGGAAACGAUAGAGGCUUGGACUCAACAAGUCAGCACUGAGAAUCCAGGUCUCAUCUCUCGCAGUGCCAUCGGAACAACAUUUGAAGGACGCACUAUGUAUCUCCUCAAGGUUGGCAAAGCUGGACCAAAUAAGCCAGCCAUUUUCAUGGACUGUGGUUUCCAUGCCAGAGAGUGGAUUUCCCCUGCAUUUUGCCAAUGGUUUGUGAGAGAGGCUAUUCGCACAUAUGGACGUGAGAUCCACAUGACAGAACUUCUCGACAAGUUAGACUUUUAUGUCUUGCCUGUGCUCAAUAUUGACGGCUACAUUUACACCUGGACCAAGAACCGAAUGUGGAGAAAGACUCGCUCCACCCAGGCAGGAACCACCUGCGUUGGCACAGACCCCAACAGAAAUUUUGAUGCUGGUUGGUGCAAAGUCGGAGCCUCUCGAAAGCCCUGUGAUGACACUUACUGUGGACCUGCUGCAGAGUCUGAAAAAGAGACCAAGGCCCUGGCUAAUUUCAUCCGCAGCAACCUCUCUUCUAUCAAAGCAUAUCUGACAAUCCACUCAUACUCCCAAAUGAUGCUCUAUCCUUACUCCUAUGAUUAUAAACUCACAGAGAACAAUGCUGAGUUGAAUGCCCUGGCUAAAGCUAGCAUAAAAGAACUUGCCACACUGCAUGGCACCAAGUACACAUAUGGCCCAGGAGCUACAACAAUCUAUCCUGCUGCUGGGGGCUCUGACGACUGGGCUUAUGACCAAGGAAUCAAAUAUUCCUUUACCUUCGAACUCCGGGAUAAAGGCAGAUACGGCUUUGUCCUCCCUGAAUCCCAGAUUCGGCCAACGUGUGAGGAAACGAUGCUGGCCAUCAAGCACCUUGCCAGAUACGUCCUGGAGCAUCCAUACUAGCAGAAAAUGCUGACAGCCUUGCUUCC
Hyaena hyaena (striped hyena) is the source of this 1319-nucleotide messenger RNA. It is a transcript of the gene CPB1, whose product is annotated as carboxypeptidase B1. The coding region runs from base 40 to 1293 and encodes 417 amino acids. Gene Ontology annotation, molecular function: metallocarboxypeptidase activity; zinc ion binding. Gene Ontology annotation, biological process: proteolysis. The record is from RefSeq and is a predicted model, not a curated record. NCBI's taxonomy places the organism in Eukaryota, Metazoa, Chordata, Mammalia, Carnivora, Hyaenidae. The transcript is spliced from 11 exons.